AUGAGUGUGAUCACCUACCUGAAGACUCAGUUCAUCGUUCAUCUUUUACUUGGAUUUGUGUUUGUUGUCAGUGGCUUUUUCAUCAACUUCAUCCAACUGUGCACCCUCCCAAUCUGGCCCAUCAACAAGCAGCUGUAUCGGCAUCUCAACUGUCGGCUCGCUUACUCUCUGUGGAGCCAGCUGGUUUUACUGCUGGAGUGGUGGUCCGGCACGGAAUGUACACUUUUCACUGACCAGGCCACCGUGGACAAAUUUGGCAAGGAGCAUGUUAUUGUCAUCUUAAAUCACAAUUUUGAGAUUGACUUCCUCUGUGGUUGGACCAUGUGUGAGAGACACGGCGUCCUUGGGAGUUCCAAAGUAUUGGCAAAGAAGGAACUGCUGUAUGUGCCUCUGAUCGGAUGGACAUGGUAUUUCUUGGAGAUUGUUUUUUGUAAACGUCGUUGGGAUGAGGACAGGGACACGGUUGUGAACGGACUGAAGGCACUGCGGGACUAUCCAGAGUACAUGUGGUUCCUGUUGUACUGUGAAGGCACACGGUUUACGGAGAAGAAGCAUCGUAUUAGUAUGGAGGUUGCUGAAUCGAAGGGUUUGCCAAAACUAAAAUAUCACCUGUUACCAAGGACCAAAGGGUUUACCACCACUGUCGAAUAUCUCAGGGGAACAGUUGCUGCUGUGUACGAUGUGACAUUAAACUUCCGAGACAACAAGAAUCCGACUCUACUGGGCAUACUGCACGGCAAGCAGUACCACGCAGACAUGUGUGUCAGGAGGUUCCCUCUAGAAGAUAUUCCUGAAGAUGAGAAGGAAUGUGCAGCUUGGCUCCAUAGACUGUAUCAGGAAAAGGAUGCACUCCAGGAGCAAUACGCUAAGGAUGGCACAUUCCCUGGGCAGCCUAUCCAGCCUCGCCGUCGACCCUGGGCUUUCCUCAAUUGGCUCUUCUGGGUGACUGUGCUCCUGACUCCACUCUUAAACUUUGUUUUCGGCGUGUUUGUCAGUGGUUCCCCAGUCCUCAUCUGUUCGUUCCUGCUGUUCGUUGGAGCAGCAUCCCUCUGUGUGCGGUGGCUUAUUGGAGUGACAGAGAUUGGAAAAGGGUCCAGUUACGGAAACCAGGAAUUUAAGAAGAGGAUGUAGAAGUAUUAAUGGAAAGACUUCGAGCUGCUUAUUGAAAAUAACUUUAUGAAUUUUUAGGAAUGUUUUGCUCUUCUCUACUGACAGCAACUAACAGUGACCAGGAGACAAUAAUUGGCUACUCCAUAAUCAACCUGUGAAUGGGCAGCUGUGCUGACCACCAAUCCACACCAUUGACUCCCCUCUGUUCACACUUACCCAUCCCUGUCCAUGGUUCCUAAACCCCCACACACACCCACCUUCCACCACCUCUGUUCUGAGACCCUGUGAACUGACAAAAGAUUUUGUUUAACAGGUGAUUGAGUUUGUAACCGUCCAUUCAGAUUCUUUUUAUAAUGUUUACUGACUGAUGCUGUUAGAAUCCUUACAGUGCCGGUGAUUGUCACUGCACUGACCUAUCACUAAUGGAUCAGUGACACUGGCACCAAGGGGACAGUGCAGUGUUAUUGUGGCUGCCUACUGACUGAUUUUAAACUCAAGGAUGAGAUGAAUGUCAUCCAGCAUACACAAUAGUAACUUUCUGUCUCUGAGUGAGAGACGUAGUGAUCCCUGACUCCACACCAAUUCCACCCCCCCUUCCCACAUCUCUAUCCUCUAUAACCUUCUCCCUUCCUCCUGCCCCCCCCAAUCUCCUUUUCUGACCCUCCUUCGAUCUCCUUUUUGCCCCCCCACCCCAAACCAAGUCUCCACUCCCAGAUUCCAGAUUGAACUCGCUUUCAGAGAUCAAUGAUUCUUACUUUAAUUUCAUCAAAUCAUGUCACUGACUUUUUUGAGCUUAGUGGUGAGAUUAUGAAGGUAAUUUGAGCUGAGGUUGAAUUUGGGGCCUCUUCUGGAACUCUAACAUGCAGCCUGCCUACUCUCUCUCUCUCGAUCUUGAAUGCUGACUCUGCCCAGGACCAGACCCCAGUGUGUGAAUCAGGACAGGGGGGUUGACAAGUGUAUUUGAGCUCUGAAUAAGCAGGAGCAGGUUCAUCAUUUGAUUGGUCUGUGGCACAGGAUGAGGUCACGGUGAGACAGUGCUGAAGACCCCACCCCCCCAGCCCCUGCUCCCACCCUCCAGGUUGGGGGAGCGGUUCUGUGCUGUGCUGUGUAACAGGACUCCCCCAAUCUGAGGGUGUCUGUGCUGUGUGAUGGGACCCCCAGUCUGAAGGGGAUCUGUGCUGUAUGAUGGGCCCCCCCCACCGUGUGAGGGGGGUCUGACAUGGCACUGAUAUAAAGCACACAGUCUGAGCUGGAUUGAUUGGAUUUAGAGGAGAGUUUCUUACUCCACCCCUCUCCCCCCAGCCCCUUCCAGCCUCUAAUUGAUCAUCCCAAAUUCUCCAGUUUUUUUUGUUUCAGUCAUAACAGCAAUGUGACAUUACACUUCACCUCCUGAUACCACGCAAACAGGUCAGCAUUCCAUUGUGAGGAGCAUGCUAUUGUUAACACAGAGCUGGGAGCAGGGGAAAUCUGGAUUCACGAGGAAAUCCAAGCCAACAUUUUAGGGUUCCAAUUGUAUUUACAAUGUGCAAGUGGAGCUUUAUGGGUGGAUUUCAAUGAUGCUGGGAUUCUGGGCAGUGAGCUAACUGCGCAGUGAGGUAUUCAGUGGAACCAGUAACUAAUUGCACUUUUGUGUUAAUUUUUAAUCUUUGGAAAAACCCAUUUUGGGACUUUGAGCACCCUCUGGUUUUAAUCCCAUUACACUCCAAAUAUAUUGCUGGAAACCUCUGUCUACAAUGGGUUUAGAUUACAAUUGAGUUCGUUCUUAAUUUCCUCAAAGGGUUGAAUGGCUCCAUCCCUUUUAUCUCGAAGUAUAACACAAUCGAGUAACAGAGAAAGUGCCUAUGUAUGUCUACAUUGUGUGCAUGUCUCUGUUUCCUCUGUAGGUGAACUCUAUUUUCGGACUCUAAUCCCUACAUAUUUGCAGCUCAGAAUUUAAAAUGAAGCAUUUGAAAAUAGCUGGAACUGUAUUAGAACGAGAGUUGCCUGUGUCUGUAUCUAUCACUUCCACCUUUCCCAGAGAGUCAUGGGGCUCAGGUGAGGAGUUGGUUCUGAUAAUUGUUGCUUAGUUAUAUAAUUGGAAAAAAAACUAUUUAUAAUUACUAACUCACUCUGAAAAUGUUAACUCAGUGACCGUGGCCCACAGCGCCGAUUACAUUCACAGAGUUCAUUCCCUAUACCUGCACCCUCCCCAGUCCUGGCACUGGAAGAGAGCUGAGACCCCUUUGUCCAAAACUUGCUGCUCUCCCCCCGCCCCCCACCACCACCUCCUGCCAAAGUCCUGUUACACUCAGAGUAGGAAGAGUUUUUGUGUUAUCCUGUGAGCUGCUCGUCACGGGGCCCCUGGCUGUGCUCGUUUAUACACCACACAAUUGUGGAAAGCACGAUUUUAAAAUAAAACAAAACCAGCAAGCUUGGUCCAACAAGUAAAUGGGCAAAUAUACCAGGAAUUCAACUUAAAGUCAGGAAGCCAAGUGUAUGCAGGAAAUAAUCUCACCUGGGGUGGGUUGUGAUAACUUUACACCAGCCCCAUUGUUGGAGAGUUGAUAGGAUGAAAAUUGCCAGAAUUUGGGGGAGGGGAGGGGAGGAAAGGGGAGUGGGGUUGAGUAACCUGUGGGGAGAAGUGAACAUUGAGCUCGGUUUAUUCUUUUAAAGGAACUGAGGUUGUGAGCACUUAAAGUAAAAGUCUGAAUGGACUUUGGACUGUGAUCUGAUCCUGGGAUGUGACCACUUUACCUCACUGGGGUUGCAAGCGGCUCAUGGCACUGACUGCAUGGGGUGUUCUCUUUUUCAUCCAGUUCCUCACUUUGUGAUGAAGGCAGCACAGGAUAACAUAUCAUAGGAAAGGGGCAUCAUUUCAGGUUUAUUAAUGUAGCAGUGUGCACUGAGAGGCAGCUGUGUGCUGUCUAGCCAUUUUGUCCUUCCUUCAAGCAGUCACUGAGACUGAGGGCCCCAUCUGGCAUUCUCGUCAACACUCCAAAUCCAGCACAAUGCCUAAAGAUUUCAAAUAAAUACAAAAAAUGCUGGAAAAACUCAGGUCUGGCAGCAUCUAUGGAGAGACUUAACAUUUUGAGUCUAUACGACUGCUGUUCAAAGCUCUCCAACAAUGCAGCUUGCAUAAUGUUAUUACAACUCUGUCUCUCUCUCUCCACAGAUGCUGCCGGACUUGCUGAGUUUUUCCAGCAUUUUUUGUUUUUAUUUCAGAUUUCCAGCAGCCACAGUAUUUUUCUUUCAGCCAAGUUAUUUCACAUUGACUGACAUCAUAUGCAACAGGGCCGAGGGAAUGGGAAAAAUUCCCCAUUAGAGAAAGCACUUCAGAGAUGGUGGAACAUUGUGAAGCUUUACUCUGUAUCUAACCCCGUGCUGUACCUGUCCUGGGAGUGUUUGAUGGGGACAGUGUAGAGGGAGCUUUACUCUGUAUCUAACCCCGUGCUGUACCUGUCCUGGGAGUGUUUGAUGGGG
Messenger RNA from Carcharodon carcharias (great white shark), 4569 nucleotides. RefSeq names its product 1-acylglycerol-3-phosphate O-acyltransferase 3 (gene agpat3). Bases 1 to 1131 code for a protein of 376 amino acids. NCBI's taxonomy places the organism in Eukaryota, Metazoa, Chordata, Chondrichthyes, Lamniformes, Lamnidae. Gene Ontology annotation, cellular component: endoplasmic reticulum; endomembrane system. The record is from RefSeq and is a predicted model, not a curated record. Gene Ontology annotation, molecular function: 1-acylglycerol-3-phosphate O-acyltransferase activity. The transcript is spliced from 8 exons.